AUGAUCCUAUCUAUCUAUCUAUCUAUCUAUCUAUCUAUCUAUCUAUCUAUCUAUCUAUCUAUCUUAUUUAUUCGUCUGUUGCAUUUUCUUUUUCUUCUUUCUUACACCCACUUACGUUUUCUACAAUCCUCCUCGUGUCUGUUAACUACGACCAGACACGAUUUCAUAGUGUCUUCUCGAGCCUGGGCGGCAAAUUCAAAUUUGGGUAAGUACAACUGCUUCAUAUCUAUCACUCACCUCACGCAUUCUCUCUCUCUCUCUCUCUCUCUCUCUCUCUCUCUCUCUCUCUCUCGCUCUUUCUCGCAUAUCAAUCUUGUUAAAACACGAAACAUUACGUUCACUAAUGUAUGUAUAUUUGACAUCUAUCUAUCUAUCUAUCUAUCUAUCUAUCUAUCUAUCUAUCUAUCUAUCUAUCUAUCUAUCUAUCUAUACGUGCCCGGGCACAUUCUUGUACUUUGUACACGCUAUCUAUCUAUCUAUCUAUCUACCCACAACAACAAAAACUGUAUCUAUAUAUUUAUCUGUUCACAACAUCAACUGGCUCUAUCUAUUUAUCUACCUAAUCUAUGUAUGUGCUCACACCAUCAUCAAUUGUAUCUAUCAAAUUUGUUCAAACCAACGUCAAAUCUAUCUAUCUAUCUAUCUAUCUAUCUAUCUAUCUAUCUAUCUAUCUAUCUAUCUAUCUAUCACAAAAACAGUAUAUAUCAAUCUAUCUACACCAAGGACAUCCGUAUCUAUGAAUCUAUCUAUGUAUCUACCAAAACGAACAUCCGCUGUAUCGAUCUAUCUGCUCACACCAACAUCAGCUGUGUCUAUCUGUUGACACAAACAUCAACAGUAUCUAUCUUUAUUUGUUCACACCAACAUCAACUGUAUCUAUCUAUCUAUCUAUCUAUCUAUCUAUCUAUCUAUCUAUCUAUCUAUCUAUCUAUCUAUCUAUCUGUCACCACCAAUAUCAACUGUAUCUAUCGAUCUGUUCACACCAACAUCAACUCUAUAUAUCUGUUCAAUCUAGCAUCAACUAUAUAUAUCUAUCUGCUCGUACGAAUAUCAACCGUAUCUAUCUAUCUAUCUAUCUAUCUAUCUAUUCACACCAACGUCACCUGUAUCUAUCAUCAUAUGUAUCUAUCGGUUAACACCCACAUCAACUGUAUCUACCUAUCUACCUCAUCAGAACAACACAUUGAGAAUAAAAUUAAAUGA
Acanthosepion pharaonis is the source of this 1203-nucleotide messenger RNA. The record is from the annotation of a GenBank genome assembly. Lineage: Eukaryota; Metazoa; Mollusca; Cephalopoda; Sepiida; Sepiidae.